Molecule: messenger RNA, 1729 nt
Organism: Nicrophorus vespilloides
Lineage: Eukaryota; Metazoa; Arthropoda; Insecta; Coleoptera; Silphidae
Gene: Rpn3
Product: probable 26S proteasome non-ATPase regulatory subunit 3
Exons: 1
Coding region: 129-1604 (491 amino acids)
Biological process (GO): ubiquitin-dependent protein catabolic process; regulation of protein catabolic process
Cellular component (GO): proteasome regulatory particle, lid subcomplex; proteasome complex
Molecular function (GO): enzyme regulator activity
Source: RefSeq, a predicted model, not a curated record
UGAUAAUGUAGGAAACUGUUGGAUGUUGGAAACGACGUUACUCGACAAAAAUCCGUUUGACAGUUUGUAAAGUGCAAGUAUUGUUUUCGUUUCGAUAAUUCCACACUCAUCGUGCAAAAUCAGUGAGAAUGGUCGUGGAAAUCGCCGACGUGGAGAUGAAGAGCGCGGACAGUCCACCGGGUGUGGACGCCGGUGAUGGUAAAAGGGACACCGAUAUGCAGAGUAUCGUGGAAAUCCGUGAACACGCCAGGCAAAUCGAGAAGGCCGUAACUAACAAAGAGAACCGAUUCAUCCUGAGAGUCCUCAGGGGUCUUCCGAACACCAGGAGGAAGUUGAACGGUGUGGUGCUGAGGAGCCUCAUCAGCCAGAUCUAUCCGGUCGCUGAGAGGGAUGCUCUCCUUUGCUACGUUGAGGAAGCUGCCAGCAGCUCGGACACAGAGCAGACAACGAGGGGCAGGUCAGCUGUAAAAACUCCUGUCCCAGAGGUGGACGCUUACUUGCAUCUCCUCAUCCUCGUCCGCCUGAUUGAUAUCAACAAGCACGAAGACGCCAUCAGAUGCUCUCAAGGUUUGAUGAACAAGAUCAGCAGUCAGAACCGCAGGACAUUGGAUUUGAUAGCAGCGAAAUGCUAUUUCUACCAUUCGAGAGUUGCUGAGCUCAGCGAUAAGCUGGACACGAUCAGAUCGUUUUUGCAUGCGCGUCUCCGCACUGCUACAUUGAGGAACGAUUUCGAGGGACAGGCGGUACUUAUUAACUGCUUGCUGCGUAAUUACUUGCAUUACUCCCUGUACGAUCAAUCCGAUAAAUUGGUUAGUAAAUGCGUUUUCCCGGAGACGGCGAGCAACAACGAGUGGGCCAGAUUCCUGUACUAUUUGGGUAGGAUAAAGGCGGCGCGUUUGGAGUACAGCGUGGCGCACAAGCACCUGGUGCAGGCCAUGAGGAAGGCUCCGCAGAACGCCGCCGUCGGCUUCCGGCAGACCGUGCAGAAAUUCUUGAUCGUCGUCGAGCUGCUGCUUGGUGACAUCCCUGAGAGACAGAUCUUCAGGCAGGCCAGUAUGAGGAGGUCUUUGGGCCCCUACUUCCAAUUGACCCAAGCCGUACGCAUGGGUAAUCUUCAACGAUUCGGCGAAGUCCUGGAGAACUUCAGCCCCCAGUUCAGGCAAGAUCACACUUUCACUCUGAUCCUGCGUCUGAGACACAACGUGAUCAAAACGGCGAUCAGAUCGAUCGGGUUGUCUUACUCGAGGAUAUCGCCGCAGGACAUCGCCAAGAAGUUGGGUUUGGAUUCUGCCGAAGACGCCGAGUUCAUCGUGGCCAAAGCGAUCCGCGACGGCGUCAUCGAGGCUACUUUGGAUCCGCAGGGUGGAUUCAUGAGGAGCAAGGAGAGCACCGACAUCUAUUGCACGAAGGAACCGCAAUCCGCUUUCCAUCAGCGCAUCUCCUUCUGCUUGGAUCUGCACAAUCAGAGCGUGAAAGCUAUGAGAUAUCCGCCGAAAGCGUACGGCAAGGAGCUGGAGUCUGCGGAGGAACGACGCGAAAGAGAGCAGCAGGACCUGGAGUUGGCCAAGGAGAUGGCUGAGGAGGAUGACGACGGUUUCCCUUAAAUCGGAGGAAUCCGCAACGUUCAUAUAAUCGCGUUAUUUAUAUAAGUGGAGUGAAAAUAUAUGAUAUCUAAUAAUUAUACUAUUUAGUUCUCGUUUCGUCACUGAAUAAAACAACUAAUUCUGUU